Molecule: messenger RNA, 315 nt
Organism: Cadophora gregata
Lineage: Eukaryota; Fungi; Ascomycota; Leotiomycetes; Helotiales; Ploettnerulaceae
Exons: 2
Coding region: 1-315 (104 amino acids)
Biological process (GO): regulation of transcription by RNA polymerase II
Molecular function (GO): RNA polymerase II cis-regulatory region sequence-specific DNA binding; protein dimerization activity; DNA-binding transcription factor activity, RNA polymerase II-specific
Source: RefSeq, a predicted model, not a curated record
AUGUCCGCCUCCCCUCCGUGCGAGGGGUCUGCGAAUCCUGGAUCGGCGAAUGGACUGGAUGAGAAGCCCAGGCUAUCGGAACACGAGAAGAAGGCGAAUCAUAUUGCUUCCGAACAGAAACGCAGACAAGCCAUCCGCGAAGGCUUUGACCGCCUCACAGAACUCGUACCGGGCUUAGAAGGACAAGGGAGGAGCGAGAGUGUGGUGUUGAAGAAGACGGUCGAUUACAUGCGAGCGCAGCUUGCGGAGAGGAAGAGGUUGGUUGAGAGGGUUGAGGGACUGGGUGGGCAUGUUGAAGAAGGGAUGAGGAGGUGA